GAAAAAAAAAAUAUUGAAACUCGUAUAGAUAAAAAUUUCAUCAAUAUUGUUUUAAUACCUUUAAUACAUAUAUAUAGAGGUAUUUACAUACCUGUCUAUAACAUACACAUAUUUAUAUACAUAAAAACAUAAUUCAAUAAAAGGCUUUAUAUUUUAUCAUUUAAGAUAAAACAAAAGUUCUUAGAUAACAUACAAAAUAUAAAAGCAAUUCAUUAACAAUGGUGACUGCAAUAUUGCAGAAAUUGUGUAUUUACAUUGUAACAUGGAAUGUAAGCACAAAAUCACCCGAUAAUAUAUCAUUAUCAAAUUUAUUAGGACUUGGUAAUAAUCCAGAUGCUGAUCAACAUCAUCCAGAUUUAUAUGCAAUCGGUUUACAAGAAGUUAAUUCAGAUCCACAAGCCCAAGUAUUAGGCUUAUUUAAAGAUGAUCCAUGGACAUAUAAGUUAAAACAAUUAUUAAAAGAUCGUGAUUAUGUAGCUGUGAAAACUGAGCAAAUGCAGGGUAUUUUAUUAAUAUUAUUCGCUAAACGUAAACAUCUUUUACAUAUGAGAGAUAUUGAAGCUGAAUUUACAAGAACUGGUUUCGGUGGACUAUGGGGAAAUAAAGGCGGUGUUAGUAUAAGACUUACAUUAUAUGGCUGUGGUGUAGCAUUUGUAAAUUCACAUUUGGCUGCACAUGAUCAUGAAUUAGAUGAAAGGGUCAAUGAUUAUAAGCAAAUAUUAGAUAAUCAUCAUUACCAUGUUAAACGAUAUCGUGAAAUUUACGAUCAUGACUAUGUCUUCUGGUUUGGGGAUCUUAAUUUUAGACUUCACUACGAGGAUAAUACAACACCAGAACAAGUUCGAAGUAUGAUUGAACAUGAUCGUUUAAAAGAAUUAUUACAAAAGGAUCAAUUAAAUUUAGUACGUGAUACUGGAAAAGCAUUUUAUCAGUUACAAGAAAGAGAACCAUCAUUUCCACCCACAUUUAAAUUUGAACAAGGAACAUCAAAUUAUAAUUUAAAGAGGCGUCCAGCAUGGACAGAUAGAAUUUUAUGGCGAGUACAAAAUGAUAGUUAUACAACUGUUUUAUUAGAAGUUGAACAAAAAUCAUAUAAAAGUCAUCCAGGAUACAAUAUUAGUGAUCACAAACCUGUUACUAGCGAAUUUAAUAUUAAGGUAUUUGAAAGUCCAGUCGAAUAUACAAUUGAAUUCGCAAACAUUCCGAUUUGGCAAGUUGGUGAUGAAAAUAAAAUUGUUUAUACAGUACCAGAAGGAUUUACUGAAGAAAGUGGUGAUUGGAUUGGAAUUUAUUUAGAAAAUUUUGCUAGCUUAAGUGAAUAUAUUGCUUAUGAAUAUACAAAUCAAGCUGGUACUAAAAAAACUGUUGAAAAUCAUCCAAAUCGAAAGGAGAUACGUAUUGAAUUUGGUGAAAAUAUUGAUUUAGAUGAAGGUAGAACAUAUGUGUUAGUGUAUUUUUCAAAUACCGGUAUACGUGGUGUAUCAAGUAUAGCUGGUAUUAGUAAUGCAUUUAGAGCAGAAAAGAGGCCAGCAUCACCAAGAUUUGAACAAGUUGAUUAAAUAUACCAUUAAUAUUUAAAAUUUGUCACAAAACUAUUUUUGUGUAUGUGAUAAGAUAUUUUGGUUUUUUAACCAAAAAAAAUAUUCAAUAGACAAAAAUUUUAAUAUUUUUUUUUUAUAUAUGUAAAUAUUGUGGUAUAUAUUGUAAACAAUAUUAUAUAUUAUACAAAAUUAUAAUAAUAUACUUAAGUAUAUAAAACAAUUUUUGAGAGAUACAAUUAGAAAAUAUUAAAAAAAAAUUCAAUUAAAGAAUGUACACGCUUUAUUAGAUUUAAAUUAUAAAAUCGAUUCAAAUAUACAUACAAUACAUAUUUAUUGAUCGAUUUUUAGAACAAAAUAUUCUUGUAGACUAAAAAUUAUUCCUGACAGCUUGCGCUUUUAUUAAUUGAUAAUUUUUAGAACUUUUUUUUUUUAAUUUUGUGUUUUUUUUUAAAUUUUAGAGAAAGUUUUGUUUUUCUUUUCAACUUUAUAAAAUGUUAAAAACUUUUUGUUUGUUUAUUUUUCAAAAUUUUUGUUAAAGAAAAUUGAAAAACAUUAUUACAUACUAUACAAUUUUUAUAUUGCUAAUUCAUAAAUA
This is a messenger RNA of Condylostylus longicornis, 2136 nucleotides long. RefSeq names its product inositol polyphosphate 5-phosphatase K. The transcript is spliced from 6 exons. Gene Ontology annotation, biological process: phosphatidylinositol dephosphorylation. Lineage: Eukaryota; Metazoa; Arthropoda; Insecta; Diptera; Dolichopodidae. Bases 219 to 1559 code for a protein of 446 amino acids. The record is from RefSeq and is a predicted model, not a curated record. Gene Ontology annotation, cellular component: cytoplasm; ruffle; plasma membrane. Gene Ontology annotation, molecular function: phosphatidylinositol-4,5-bisphosphate 5-phosphatase activity.